This is a messenger RNA of Aphanomyces astaci, 363 nucleotides long. RefSeq lists its product as hypothetical. The coding region runs from base 1 to 363 and encodes 120 amino acids. The transcript is spliced from 2 exons. NCBI's taxonomy places the organism in Eukaryota, Oomycota, Saprolegniomycetes, Saprolegniales, Verrucalvaceae. The record is from RefSeq and is a predicted model, not a curated record.
AUGGAGCUCACCCGGGAGAUGCUGUGGUCACUCGGCUCGCCGGAACAGGUCAUCAGUCGCUGCAGUGUGGACUCGAUCGUCGAAUGGGGCCAACAUCUCCUAGCGAGCUGCUACCACACCAUGCAGGCGGCCAAACGGCUGACUACCACUGCACUGCACCAGCAAACCCUGGACGACUGGAGACGUACAAGCUCAGAUGCCUCCAUUAUGGACGAGGCCCUAAGAGUGGGGCUCGAUCCCUCCGCGUGGCAUGAUUACCUCCCUCCACCGACAGAUUACUCCGCCAUCUUCACCCCUGUCUUCUUGACGGAUCUCUCCCCGUCACAGAUACUGUGGUUCGCCAUUAUUGGCCUUUUCCGCUGA